Molecule: messenger RNA, 1703 nt
Organism: Penaeus chinensis
Lineage: Eukaryota; Metazoa; Arthropoda; Malacostraca; Decapoda; Penaeidae
Product: kynurenine/alpha-aminoadipate aminotransferase, mitochondrial-like
Exons: 12
Coding region: 76-1395 (439 amino acids)
Biological process (GO): biosynthetic process
Molecular function (GO): pyridoxal phosphate binding; L-kynurenine:2-oxoglutarate transaminase activity
Source: RefSeq, a predicted model, not a curated record
UCCAACUAUUUCCACAGAUCUAAAGAAGUGGUAGAAGUGGGAGAAAGGGAAGCAACGAAGCAAACACAGGGCAGAAUGGACUACACAAAAUUCUUCUCCAUUAAUGCUUCUAGACGUAAACCUUCAUGGAUUGGCCGGCUCAGGAAGUUUGUCAGCAGCCCAAAUGUCUUGUGGUUGGCGGGGGGGCUUCCAAACCCGUCACGCUUCCCGUUCUCUGAGGCAAAGGUAACACUGAGGGAUGGCACCGUGAUCAACAUCUCCCCCGAGACCAUGGCUGCUGCUUUGCAAUACGGCAAUAAAGAAGGUAACGUGCAACUCUUGAACUACCUGUCGGACCUAACGCAGAGGCUGCACGCACCCCCAUGCUGGUCUCGGACCAAACAACUGAUAACCGUAGGCCAGGACGGCUUGGCCAAGGCCUUCGUCAUGCUAGUCGACCCUGGUGAUUACGUAAUCGUCCCUCGGUUUUGCAGCACUGGAAAUUUCUCUGAAUUAUCAGCUCUGAAUCCUCGCUAUAUUUCUGUUGAGGAAGACGAAGAAGGGAUGCUGGCAGAAGACUUAAGGUCAACCUUGGCCCAACUGGAGCUCGAAUCUGAAUUCAAUCACCAUGAAUUUCGACCCAAGGUCAUGUACGUGAAUCCUAGCAGCAACAGCCCCUCGGGAAAGGGGAUGAGGGAGCAACGCCGUCGAGCAAUCUACGCCAUUGCAUGCGAGUACGACCUCCUCAUUCUGGAAGACGACCCCUACUACUUCCUUCACUUCAGUGAUGCGAUUAAUUUUGAUAUUAAUGAACAUCAGGACCUUCCACCAAGUUUCUUGAAUCUGGACCACGAAGGCCGAGUAAUAAGAUUCGAUUCCUUCUCCGACGUUGUUAACACUGGGGUACUUACGGAGGUCAUCACAGGACCGGAACCCCUUGUUGAAAAGAUACUGCAGCAUGUGCAAGCUACAGUGCUCGCCGGGGUUGGUUUGUCUCAGGCCUUGUUCACAGAGCUGCUCCGUGCCUGGGGUGUGGACGGUUUCCUUCGCCACGUAAGGGAAGUGCGUGAACUUUACUGCAGCAGGAGAGAUGCAAUGUUGAUGGCGGCGGAGAAGCAUUUGACUGGAUUGUGUGAAUGGAAUGUGCCUGAAGGUGGGAUGUUCUUAUGGCUCAAGGUUCCUGGAAUAAAGGGCACACAGGGUAUGUUAGCUAGAUGCUGUGCGGAUAAGAAUCUCCUCCUGGCUCCUGGAAACGGCUUCACUACCAACCCGAAGCUUCCUUGUCAGUACAUGAGAGCUUGCUACUCUACCGCCACGCUUGAGCAGAUGGACAAGGCCUUCAAAAUCCUGGCGGAUCUAAUAAGAGAGGAAAUUCAACGAGACAAGGAUUCACCUCACCAUUACGAUCUACUGUGAUGCAACUCAUCAUGGUAGAUUAGCAAAUUUUCUCUGUCUUCCCCAGAGUUCAUUUGCUUUGCCACUGCCCUCAGCCGUCUUUCUUUAAAAUAUUGAUGGUGAUAAGGGAACACUGCACCUCUUCUCAGACCCGCAGCUCUCUCUAUCACAGGGAAACCUGUAUAGAGAGGCCCAGCAUUCCGAGGCGACAUCUAGGUGUACUUUUUCUCCUAAAUACUUUUCCCUCUCUUGUGGUUACCUGGACUUGCAUAAGUCCCUCCAGGGCUUUUGUAUUUAUUUGGGUGGUGUGCAAUAAAGGACCAACCAUU